Messenger RNA from Paramacrobiotus metropolitanus, 2128 nucleotides. RefSeq lists its product as uncharacterized. The record is from RefSeq and is a predicted model, not a curated record. Gene Ontology annotation, biological process: proteolysis. Gene Ontology annotation, molecular function: zinc ion binding; metalloendopeptidase activity. Lineage: Eukaryota; Metazoa; Tardigrada; Eutardigrada; Parachela; Macrobiotidae. Bases 161 to 1867 code for a protein of 568 amino acids. The transcript has 4 exons.
AUAGGGAUCAGCAAAGCAGUAUAACAACAUCUCCAAUUUUUUCGGUUGCUUGUGUAAUGCUAAUGUCUGUACUAUUUGUAUUCUGCAGGAAAGCGAAUAGCAGACUAGAUACACUACACAAAUGUAGACAUAAGAAACUUGAACUCAAACGUUUUUGAAAAUGGAAGAAAAAACAUGCAACUGCAUACUGUACAUAAUAGUUGUUGUAAGCUUUCUUGCCUUCGCCAAAGCAGUGUCAGACGAAAGCGAAGGUGUGGGGAUUACGGAAGACAUUUUUUACAUCCCGAUAAAUACGUCGGACCCUAAUGUCAUUGCGGGAACCGGUCCCAGACUUUGGCCAAACCGUACCGCUAUUCCGUUCUAUUUAAGCUCCGAAUUUGAUCAAUCAGAGAGGAAAAAAGUUCUGAAAGCUCUUGCUCUAAUGGAGAGACAGACAGAAGAGUGCAUCAUUUUUCGGACAUGGUCAGGGGAAACAGAUUAUCUCUACUUCCGCCCAAGAAAUGAUGGACUGUGUGGAGCAUUUACUGGGCAACGGGGCGGACCGCAAGCAAUCGACUUAGGGCGGUUCAACGAGUCGGCCAAAUACUCCUGUUUCACUAUAACGGACAUUCAACGUUACACUAUGCGCUCAAUUGGCUUUGAGCAUGAGUACAGGCGCCCCGACCGCGACGAACACAUCGACAUGCGCAAAGGAAACUUGAUGAACAAUGAAGAUUACCCCACUCUAUUUUCAAUCGAUGCAACGAUGUACACCUUUGGACUCAAAUAUGACUACCACUCCAUUCUGCAUUUAGGAGCAUUGGCGGGCAGCAAAACAAACGAGCAUCCGACAAUGGUACCGAAAAAGGGGCUCAUUGUUCGUAUGGGACAGAACGUACCUCUAAGUCCGUCAGAUGUUGCAAGAAUCAUGAUAGGGUAUAAAUGUCCACUAAACAUUCGCCCCGGCAAAAAAGAGGCCAACGUCGAGGAGAAUUUUAUAAAUUUCUCGAUGGAACGAAUGACUGAUGAUGAAUGUGCCGCGCAGUUUAACCGUUACUGCCAACCAGACGUGACCACCAUCGAUAACUGUAACGAACGGAACGAUUACCGUAUUGGGUGUCGAUCGACCGCAUCGGUUGCAGUACUGGAACGGAUGGCGUUGGAUAUGGCAGGCCCCCCACUUAGACCAGUAUCCAUCCAUGUUGAAGAGCAGCUCCUUUCCACAUAUUCAUUUACGCCAGUGCAGGGUCAAGUCGUGAAACUCCAGCUGAGUAACUGUACCACAGACCGCGUAACGUCCAGAUUAAUCAAACUGAACUACACCAAUCUGUUGCACUUUGAGCUGUAUCACUGCUUUAAUUUGACUAUCGAGAAGGCAGACUUCAAAACAUCCCAGCAACUGGGAAUGAUACUCUUCUACAACACUACCAUUGUUGAUAUGCAGCCAGGCACGUUCUCUGACCUGCCAAAUCUCCAGAUCCUGUCUUUGGAGGCUUUGUUGGAAAGUCAGAAAAACUACAAUUUUGAUCCGAAUUUCCGAAACUCCUUACAUGAUCUCCAUUGCGGCUGCAAGUUUGCUUGGUUUCGCUCGUGGUGGCGCGGCAGUCAUAACCUGCGACUUAGAGCGGAAGUCGGCCAAGUAUAUUCAUUUGAAGCUCCCUACUCGGACAGAAGGCUGGAAAAUAGCGAGGUCGCUAAAGAAGAUCUAUAUCAUCCUGUGAACUGCCGUGCCGAUCCAUUUCCUCUCGGACCCGAAUGGAUCAACUAUUACGCGCAGAUUGAAUACUCUGUUAAUGAGCCAAACUGUAUCAAUGCAGUCGCCAAUGCAACUGCGAAUGGGCUAAUAUCUAAACCAACGCUACAACCAAACAUCCUCGGCCGGCGCUGAAUAUCACAGGUGUUGUUAAAAUAUCUUCAUUGCACACCAGAGCUUCUCCUUGGAAAGGUGAUGACCGUGAUGUUAUCAACCAAUCUUCAAUCACGACUUGCACAAUAAAGCAAUUUGUUCCAUAAGCAAGAAAAGCAGCCGCCCUUUUUAAGGGCAUCAUGGCUAAAGGAAAGGAUUUUGCUUGAAAAAGUGAAGAUUUAUUAUUAAAAACGUACGAGUUAUGAAUGAAGAAGUCGAGUUCUAAAUAACGACAAAAUUGUA